AUGGCUGCUAGCUGGUCGGAUUUAUCAACUGAACUCAAACAAAAUGUGGUUGGAAAAUUGGAUUUGAUGAGCAGACACUCCUUGAGAUCCACCAGCCGUUUGAAUCGUUUCGUUGUGGACUUCACCGACUGUUUCGUGCCACGUGUCAGAGUUUCAGUCAAGGAUUCUGAAUUUUUGAUUAUGAUUCAUAUGGGGAUCGACAAGUUUUUGAGAAUCGAGAUGUGGAUUGGAUCUCAAGGGAAGACUAUUAUUAGAAAACUCCAGAAUAGCUACGACGCCAAAGACGCCACUGAAAAAGUGCUUCCAUCGACUCCUCGAUAUAAUGCCGCUCAAAUUCUAUGUGGUCUUCUGUCUCGCGAGAAAACACUUAUUGGAGUGAUGGAAUGGGAGUUUGAAGGAGGGAUUGAUGUAGAAAAGCAGGAACAAGAACUGUCCAGCAUUAAGAGAACAUUUUCUAAAAUUAUCAUACUGAGAGACUACCUGCAGAAGUACUCUCAAAAAGAUUACAUCUUCCGUGUCAACAAACUAAUGACCAGCUGGAAUUUGACAUUUGAGAUGGAAGCAUAUCUACGUGAUAUGUUGAACCCGGAGAAUUUAAAAAAGAUUGAGAGAAUCGAUGUGAGACUCUCAAAGAGCUCUGUGACACCAGUGUGCUCUGUUGAUACAUACGUACCAUUGAGUGUAUUGGGGCGUCCUGCAGGGACAAACACUGUUUUCCAUGAUUACAUUCCGAAUUUUUAUAAGAAUUUCUUGUGUCUCUCCAAGAACUCGCCUGGAUUCGGAGUGCUUCGUUUCGCGAAGUUCGAUGAGACUGCCAAGAAACUUUGGAAUUCUGUAGAGGCUCCUGUUGAGAAGUGGAAGGAUGGAACGGAUAUAUACAGAAGAUUGUACCAUAUGAAAACUUCCGACGGGAAGCUUUUCAUUGUUCACGAGAGAUCCGCAUGUGGCUAUUGGGUCUACUCGGUAAUGGAGGCAAAUUUGGAGGUUUUUGAUGAAUAUGAUCGUCUGAAUCCUCGCAACUCCCCUUGCCGACUCGAUUGGUUGUGCAAACGAUGCACCGAUCCAUUUGAAUACAAUCAUUACCAAAAUAUGGGCCGUCGAAUCGUCAGAGAGCCGAAAUGGACCGUCACAUUAACCAGUGGAAGUGAGCUGGACAGCGCGAAACACGAGGAAGUAUGGGAAGCGUGUAGAAAGAGAUACGAGAAGGAGGAGAGCUCAGAAGACGUGACGAUUGAAUCGGAUGACGUCACCAACUUCAUGAAGCUCGACAGAUCAUUCCAGAAAUGGGCUAUUUUAAUUACUAGUCUUGCGUUUUUGACUUUUAUUCUUUAUUCGAUUUUCUUUAUGUAA
Caenorhabditis remanei is the source of this 1350-nucleotide messenger RNA. RefSeq lists its product as uncharacterized. The record is from RefSeq and is a predicted model, not a curated record. NCBI's taxonomy places the organism in Eukaryota, Metazoa, Nematoda, Chromadorea, Rhabditida, Rhabditidae. Bases 1 to 1350 code for a protein of 449 amino acids. The transcript has 5 exons.